AUGGAGGUCACAAAGUAUCAAUCAUUCAUUCAUGGAUUCUCGAUCGACUAUCCAAAGGGAUGGAAGGUCAGUGAGAACAUGGGAUUCUCAGCCGUCAUCUUCACGCCACCAAUACACUCUCAACAAUCACAAGAGAGCACAAUGUUAAACUUGAAUGUCUCUAUUCAAGAUCUUUCAAAUGCUACAAAUGGCAAUGGCAUCCCAUCACCGGAUGACUUCCUAAACAUCUCGAUACAGCAAGUGAGCCAAAUGGGUGCUCGUGCCCUCAAGCAUGGACCAACAAAGAUUGGACCAGCUCACGCCCAAUACGAUGGAUACUUCAUGUCCUACAUGUUGGAAAACGAAGGAAGUGGCAUUGUGAAGAUCAACCAGUCUUUCUUCAUCAACAACACCUUUACCUACGUUGUGACACUCUCGGUGCCAUCUCGUGAGCCCAGCCUCAUCGAGGCCUAUGAGAAGGCUGUGGCCUCGUUCACAAUCUUUGCACCAAAGGGACUAAAGACUGUUAUGCUCUCUGCCGACAGCAACGAUGUAGACAUUGUGGGCAACAGCAUGAGAUAUAGCCUAUUCACACCAAACAACUGGAUCAACACUAAUAGCAGCAGCAGCAACAGCAACAACGGCAGAACCUCAUAUAGCUACAAGGCCCCCAUAGGUGACAUCAAGCUCGAUCACUCUGUCGAGGUGCUUGCCAACCAAUCGACUGCCAAGGCCUACUGCAGCAAGGCUGAGAACACUCUGAGAAUGAGGAGCACAAAGGACAGCUUCGUCGAUAGGUCCAUCACGUUGGGUAAGCUCCUGACAAUGCCAGCCGUUGGUGGCGAGGCCAAACGCUUCAUCUUUACCAGAGCACAGAGGGAGUACCAGGUGGCCAUCGUCGUCAUUGGUGACUGUGCAUUCACAACCACUCUGGAGACGACCAGUGGCGAUAUGGAGUACUUUAACAAUCUGUUUGACGCCAUCGUCUCGAGCUUCCGUGUCAACGAGAUUGGUGCUAAGGAUGCCGAGGGUGGUGCACUCGAGUACAAGGUCUUUGCCCAUCUGAUCAAGUCGUUCGUCGUCAAUGUGCCCUUGUCCUUCAAGAUGUCAGACAAGCUCUCCACCAAUGAUGCCGUGCUUUUCUACGUCAAGGAUCCAGAGAUGCCAGUGUUCAGCAUGACCUUUGAGGACAUGGGAUCCAUCGUGGCGCAGGAGGACUACAAGCAACUGAUUCUCCAGUUCCACAACGAAUCGAUGCAAGGUGCCAAAAUCGUCGCCGAUAGACCAUCCCGAUUGGAUCACUACAAGGCCAGCACCGUAGAGAUGAUGGGAUUCGAUCCACAAAUGGGUAACCAUCGUCGUGUCGUGUUCAAAUGCUCGGUGGUCCGCCGUCGUUUCGGAGUGCUCUUGUCACUCAGCACCAACAAGACAGAAUUUGAGGGUGUGUACAACUCAAGCUUCUUUGUCUUUGAUUCAUUUAAAUUGAUAUAA
Messenger RNA from Acytostelium subglobosum LB1, 1470 nucleotides. RefSeq lists its product as hypothetical. The transcript is spliced from 2 exons. The record is from RefSeq and is a predicted model, not a curated record. Lineage: Eukaryota; Evosea; Eumycetozoa; Acytosteliales; Acytosteliaceae. Bases 1 to 1470 code for a protein of 489 amino acids.